Molecule: messenger RNA, 1262 nt
Organism: Vigna unguiculata (cowpea)
Lineage: Eukaryota; Viridiplantae; Streptophyta; Magnoliopsida; Fabales; Fabaceae
Source: RefSeq, a predicted model, not a curated record
UUGAAGUCAGAUUCCACGUGCUUCUGGGCACUCUCCACACCUUCUUUACAUAUCUCUCUCUUAUCUUCUCCUCACACCAUUUUCUUCUCUUUCUCUUCUUUUCUUCUCCCUCACCUUGCAGCCAUGGAAGAAGGAGCAAAGAACAAUGAAGUUGGUGAUGGAAUGCAAUGCAUUCACCACCCUCACCACACCACCAACACCACCACCACCACCAUUAACCCUGGUGCUAUCUGUGCCUUAUGUCUCCAAGAAAAACUAGGCAAGCUUCUCUCUUCUUCAUUCCCUUCUCCACCUUCACUUUCUUCUUCUUCCUCUUCUCCUCCUUCCCCUUCUCCUUCUUUCACUCCACCACCUCCUCCCUCACUCAAAACCAACCACCACACUCGCUCCCGCAUCCCCUUCCUCCUACCAAACAAAAACACCACCAACUCUUCCUCUUCGGGUAACAUCAUUUUCAAGCGCAGCAAGUCCACCGUCACAUCCACCAGGAGCCACACCCACUUCCUCCACCAUCACCACCACUUCAGUCCCCGGAAAAGAAACGGUUUUUGGUCUUUCUUCUAUCCUUCUUCCAAGACCCCAAAUGGGAAACACAAAGACCAGAGAAAGAGUGAUCACGUGAUUAUCGAAGAGGAAAAGUGUUUGGGCACUUCUUCAUCCUCUUCUAAGGUUUCGAGAUCUAGAUCUGUCGGGUGUGGUAGCAGGAGCUUCUCUUCUGAUUUCUUCGACAGGAUCUCUUCUGGUCUCGCCGACUGCACUCUCAGGAGAGUCGAGUCUCAACGCGAAGGAAAACAUAAGGUUGUAGCUUCUGUUUCUUCUGCUUCUUCUUCUUCCUCUUCUUCUUCUGCUUCUUCUGCUGUGAACCAUUGCAUGAAGGAAAGAGUACGGUGUGGUGGAAUCUUCGGUGGCUUCGCCGUGACUUCGUCGUCUUCUUCUGCUUGGGUUUCUUCCGCUGUUGAUGAUGGCAGAGGAAGGAGUUGGGGUUGGGCAUUCGCUAGCCCCAUUAGAGCUUUUACCACCAAAGGGUCUUCUUCUUCUUCUUCUUCUUCUAAGAGAGACGCUUCUGAUAAGAACGCCACGCCAAAUUUAUCAGCCAUUCCUUCUUUGCUCACUGUUAGAGGCUGAACUCAAAUUAUGCAGAAAACAAAAAAGUGGUGUUUUGGAGGCAUUAUUUUUUGUUUAUGAUGCUUGUUCAUCUUCGUUAAUAUAAUAUAUAAUAUUGUAACACUUUCAAGUUCUAAUUUUCCCUCACAUUAAUUCUU